This is a messenger RNA of Strongylocentrotus purpuratus (purple sea urchin), 2794 nucleotides long. RefSeq names its product alpha-ketoglutarate-dependent dioxygenase alkB homolog 4-like. The transcript is spliced from 4 exons. The record is from RefSeq and is a predicted model, not a curated record. Gene Ontology annotation, biological process: oxidative demethylation. The coding region runs from base 302 to 1258 and encodes 318 amino acids. NCBI's taxonomy places the organism in Eukaryota, Metazoa, Echinodermata, Echinoidea, Camarodonta, Strongylocentrotidae. Gene Ontology annotation, molecular function: oxidoreductase activity; demethylase activity.
GUUCGUGCAACCCCAACAAAUAUUUGCGAGGUUGAGAAUGAAAGGCAAGGACCAUCUCCGGUUUAGCGUUGAUGGUGUGCUAUUUUCUCACGUCGAAUAUAGGGGUACAAAAGUUUGGUAGCUAGAUUCAGGCUAGGCAUAUAUCAUUCAUCAAGAAAUUGGUGUCUAUGUUCAACAUUUUUCUCUAUCUCGACUGUGCCAAAUGUGCUACACGAUUUCGGUCCUAUCUGGUAGGGGUUUUCUCUAAAAUACCUUGAAGUAAUUCUUAACGAUAAAGCGUAGGUACAUGUAACUCACUCAAAUGGCAGAUCUUCAUUAUCCGAGACCAUGUGGAUGUACAGGAAUCCGAUCAUGCCUCGUCUGUGAAGGCAAAGAUGUCCAUGUGAAGAAUGCAUCAACGGGCAGUGAAUAUUUACAGGCACUCUGGAGAUACUGCUACUUGUGUGGAAAUAUCCAGCCUCCUCCUCACAUAGAGAUGGGACAGAGCAGCACAAAACAGCCAACACCAGACACAGUGUGCCCUGAUCACCACGCUACUCAGGGCUUUAGGUUGCCUGGUAUACAGGUGAUACCAGAGUUUAUCACAGAUGAAGAGGAAAUGGAGAUGGUGCACAUGAUUGAAGAGAGUCCAUGGAAAUCCUCCCAGUCAGGAAGAUUCAAACAGGACUACGGCCCUAAACCCAACUUCAAGCGUAGAAAAGUCAAGCAAGGUGGCUUCACCGGUCUACCUGCCUUCAGCAAACCACUUGUGUCCCGUAUGACACGCCUCCCAACGCUUCAAGACUUCCUCCCUGUUGAACAGUGCCAUCUAGAGUACACGCCCGACAGAGGAUCAGCCAUAGACCUUCAUUUUGAUGACUUCUGGCUUUGGGGGAACCGACUCGUCACCAUCAAUCUACUCUCAGACACUUUCUUAUUCCUGAAAUAUGAAACUGAUGCUACUAGUCAUGGAGCACCCAGUGAUUCUGGAACAAACUCCUACUAUCGUCAAGACAAUCAUGAUGUCAGAGGUCAGCAAGAAGAGUGGUUGGUCCAUGAACUGUUAAUACCAAUGCCAAGGAGAAGCUUGAUAAUACUGAGUGACGAUGCUAGGUACAAGUGGAAGCACGCAAUCCCACGAGAAGCCAUUACAUCUCAACGCAUCGCUGUGACCCUCCGUGAGCUUGCAACAGAAUUCUUGCCCGGAGGGAGCAAAGAAGCAAUUGGUCAAGAACUCUUAGACAUUGCAUUGACCUACGAAGGAACAGUUGUACCUUGAAGGUUCAUUGGUUCAAUAUUUCUCUUACUGAUGUUUGGAUGCAACUCUCUUUGAAAAGUAAUAUAAAUGUCAGUACAAUGCAUUUAGAUGGGAUAUAUAUGUUUAUGUGCCUAUAGUAUAUUUUAGUAUGGCCCACCUCUAAAAAGGAGAUAAUAAAGAUUUUGUAAACCUGUCAUUUUCAAAUACAAUGUAUACGUAGUUUGGGUUAACACAAGUCUCGAGUCCAGUGCACAUUGGCCUCAAAAAGUCAAAAGUCAAAUCUUAAGUCUCUGAAAUAAAUUUAUGGAAACCUAGAAUAACCUCGGGAUAAUCAUCUGUGCGAUGUGUCUUUUGGAAUUACUGCUAUGCUUGCUUCUAAAUAAUGCCUGUAGGGAAGAUUUUCAAUCUUGAGAACCCUUACAGCUCAUUCAGAUACGUCAGUAAAAAAAAAAUGAAGGACAACUGCGUGCAACAAAGGUCCUGCAUGUAUUCAUUGAGCUCUGUGUUUAUAAGAAUAUAAGUUUUAUGAUUUACAACAUCAUUUUCUAUUUGCCUGAUUUUCAAUGGAUUAUAUUCUGAUGUUUGAUCUUAGUCAUGUUUUAUAAGCAAUGCUAAAACUUAGAUCUUUAUGUAACUUCCUUUGUUAAACAAACACAACCAUCAUCAUGAACUGAAACAGUCAAACUUUCAAAUUUGUGACAAAUACAAAUAGAAUUUAUUCAUCACUGCUAAUCAAUAAAUAGAAGUUUUACAAUAAUCAAUAUAAACACAGAAAUAUAUUGCAUAGUGCUUGUUUUCCACAACAAAAAGAUAAUUUGGUGGUUGAUUCAUUCAUAGUACCUUAAGAAGAAUGGACAAACUUUUUUCUUCUCCAAUUGUGUAUAAAAUACACCAGCACAUUAAAUUGUCAUCAUUUGCAUAGAAUGAAGACAGAAAACAUGUACAUCUAGUUUGAGCUUUGUUCUUAAAUAGACAAUAUAUCUAACCUUCAAAGUUCAUUUCACUAUGACCCCUACAUUAUAAAUUGUCUAUCUACAAAUAUUAACAUGCAUGGAUCUGUUUACCAAGUCUUAAAACACUCGGCAAAAAAAGAUAGUGGACACUCUUUAAUAUUCGAAAUUUUCAUAUAAACCAUCAAUAAAAUAUAUUUAAUAUUUAUUUGAAAAUUUUAAUCAUCAACAUUAAAAUAGUGUCUUAAUUUUUUUUGCUGAGUGUAGCAAGGAUUUAACUCUAAAUGAAACAUAGAUGUCAAGCACACUGCUGCAAAGAAGUUGCUUAUAUUUCUGAUUGUACAAAAGUGCGGAACAGCAAUACGUGAAAGUGAAUAUAGAAAAAAAGACUACAGCAAAAUGUAGUGCAUUUCGCUAUUAAAGCUACCUUAGAUAUAGGCAAGUUUCGACUAAAGUAAUAUACAAUCUUGGUAACUAAUUAUUCUGAAUAAUUAUUGACACAUACAUUUACGCCAUGAAUUAUAUUCUUACUCAGUAAUUUAAUUUCCUCUAAUAUAUUCCGCACCUUAUUACAGAUGUAAAUAAAUACUCCAAAAUGGAAAAUUAA